Messenger RNA from Oxyura jamaicensis (ruddy duck), 7369 nucleotides. It is a transcript of the gene OBSL1, whose product is annotated as obscurin like cytoskeletal adaptor 1. NCBI's taxonomy places the organism in Eukaryota, Metazoa, Chordata, Aves, Anseriformes, Anatidae. Gene Ontology annotation, molecular function: protein binding. The record is from RefSeq and is a predicted model, not a curated record. Bases 158 to 7207 code for a protein of 2349 amino acids. The transcript has 27 exons.
AUUUUUGGGGACAGCAGCUGCAGGCGUUCGUAACGCUCGGUCCCUGCGUGUUGGCGUUGGGGAAGCGGCAGGAGCAGGGUGCCGGCGCGGGAGCCGCGGGGAAGAGGCGUUGGAGCGAGGCUGAUGCUGCCCGCUGCCCUCCUGCCUUGAGCCAGCGAUGGAGGGGCUGGGGGGAGCCCCCAGGUUCCUGGCCUACCCGCGCGCCUUCACGGUGCAAAGCGGCGCCGACGCCGUCCUGAGGUGCCAGAUCACGGGCGAGCCCCGCCCGAGCAUCCUCUGGGAGAAGGACAAGACCCCGAUCGAGCCCUCGGGCCGCUUCCACGUGGAGGCCGAGGGGAACGUGUACAGCCUGCUGGUGUCCCGGGUCACCCCCCAGGACAGCGGCCUCUACGUCUGCAAGGCCAAGAACAGCGUUGGCGAGACCUACGCCGCGGCCACGCUCAAAGUGGAGGCAGGGGAGUCACAGCAGGAGGAGGAGGGGGAGGAAGGAUGCCCGGGCAGCCAGGCACCCACCUUCCUGGUCGGGCCCUCGUCCCUGCGGGUGUGCCGGGGGGAAGACGUGACCUUCUCCUGCCGGGUGUCCGGGCAGCCCUGCCCGCUGCUGGAGUGGGAGAAGGACGGGCACAAGCUCGGCGACCUCUUUGAGAGCAGCCACUUCGCGGUGGGGCAGGCGCCGGAGGACUGGCACUUCCUCAAGCUGUUCGGCGCCCGGCCCCCGGACGCGGGGGUCUACGUGUGCCGGGCACGCAGCGGCUCCCGGGAGGCCCUGGCUGCGGCCGUGCUCCUGGUGGAGCCGCGGGCGAUGGAUGCGACCCCUGACAGCUCCCCCUCCAACGGCCCCCAGCUGCUGGCCGAGCGGCAGCCGCGGCGGCACCGGCACGCAGGGACGGACACCUGGGCGCCGGUGCCCAACGGGGUGCCGGGGGCCAAGGCGUUCGCCGUGAGCGCGGGGAAGCACGCCAAGUUUCGCUGCUAUGUCACCGGCAAGCCCAAGCCGGAGAUCAUCUGGCAGAAGGACGGCAAGCCCCUGGCGCCGAGCCGCCGGCACCUCAUCUACGAGGACCGGGAGGGCUACUUCAUCCUGAAGGUGCUGUACUGCAAGCCCCAGGACCAGGGGCUGUACGUCUGCACCGCCUCCAACACGGCCGGGCAGACCCUCAGCGCCGUGCAGCUCCAGGUGAAGGAGCACCGGGUGCGCUUCCAGGUGCAGCUGGAGGACGUGGAGGUGGCGGAGCGGGAGGACGCGGUGCUGGAGUGCCACGUGCCGCUGGAGACCAUCCCCACCGCCUGGUUCCUGGAGGACCGGGAGCUGCAGCCCAGCCACAAGUACGUGAUGGAGGACCACGGCGUGGUGCGGCGCCUGACCAUCCGCGACGCCCGCACCGACGACGACGGCAUCUACCUCUGCCAGAUGAAGGACAAGGGGCGCAGCAUCGCAGAGGUCUCCGUCCGAGGGGUGAUUGUGAAGAGGCUGCCACGGAAGCUGGAUGUGAUGGAGGGGGAGAACGCGGCGUUCUGCGUGGAGACGCGGGAGGCUGUGGAGGGGAUCUGCUGGAGCCACAACGGGCUGCAGCUGCACGAGUCGCCCCGCAUCGUGCUGAAGAGCUUCGGCAGGACGCACCUCCUGGUGCUGGUGCACGUCACCCGCGAGGACGCCGGCGUCAUCUCCUUCGCCAUCGGGGAGUCGCAGACGUCCUCCCAGCUCCGCGUCAAGUGUGUGAAGCGCGACCCCCCCAGCGCGCCGGUGGCGGCCCAGAUGAGCACGGAGCAGAGCAACGCGGCCCUGCUGACGUGGUGCCCCGCGCCCGACGUGCACCACCGCCCGCCCAGCACCUACGUCCUGGAGCGCCGGGAGGCGGCGGGCGGCGAGUGGGUGCAGUGCCUCACCACCGAGCUGGCCGGCCGCGUGCAGGUGCUGGGCGACAGCGUGCCCCGCGAGGCCGACUACUGCUUCCGCGUCUGCGCCGUCAACAAGCACGGCCGCAGCGGCCCCGUGGAGUUCCCCGGAUCCGUGCAUCUCGCCCCCGCAGCUCGCCUGGAGAAGGGCUUGCAGGACGUGUGGGUGCGGGACGGCGAGGACGCGCGCUUCUCCCUGGAGCUGUCAGCCUCGGUGCAGGGCGCCUGGUUCCUGAACGGUGCGAGGCUGGCAGAGGAGGAGGGUGGCCGGUACGGCGUGCAGCACUGCAGGACGGAGCACUCGCUGCUGAUCCGGGGAGCAAAGCUGGCUGACAGCGGUGCCACGGUCACCUUCGUGGCCGGUGGCGUGCGGGACUCGGCCACGCUGCACGUGCAAGCCCCGCCGGCCCACAUCGCCCCGGUGCCCGAAGCCCAGCGGCUCCGGGAGCUGCCGUCGGGGCUGCCGGUGCUGCUGGAGUGCGAGGUGUCCCCGGAGGGAGCCCCCGUCCGCUGGCUGAAGGACGGCGAGGCCGUGCCCCCGGACGGCGUUAUCGCCAUGCAGGCGGAGGGCUGCGUGCGGAGGCUGCUCAUCCGCUCGGCCACCCCUGGGGACGCCGGUACCUACACCUGCGACACCGGGGACGACGCCGUGAGCUUCGUGGUGACCGUGACGGAGGCGCCGGUGAGGAUUGUCAGCUCCAACGAGGGUUUCCCCCACGCCUACACGGCCGGGCAGCGCGUGGAGCUGUGGUGCCAGCUGUCCCGCGCCGAGGCCCCGGUGUGCUGGUACAAGGACGGGGAGGAGGUGGAGGAGGGUGAGAGCCUGGUGCUGGAGCAUGAGGGGACACGGUGCCGGCUGGUGCUGCCCUGCGCCCGGCCGCAGGACGCAGGAGAGUUCGUCUGCGACGCGGGCGGCGACUCCGUCUUCUACACCAUCACCGUGGCAGAGGCGCCGGUGAGGAUUGUCAGCUCCAACGAGGGUUUCCCCCACGCCUACACGGCCGGGCAGCGCGUGGAGCUGUGGUGCCAGCUGUCCCGCGCCGAGGCCCCGGUGUGCUGGUACAAGGACGGGGAGGAGGUGGAGGAGGGCGAGAGCCUGGUGCUGGAGCAUGAGGGGACACGGUGCCGGCUGGUGCUGCCCUGCGCCCGGCCGCAGGACGCGGGAGAGUUCGUCUGCGACGCGGGCGGCGACUCCGUCUUCUACACCAUCACCGUGGCAGCCCCGCCGGCCCGCAUCGCCCCGGUGCCCGAAGCCCAGCGGCUCCAGGAGGUGCCGUCAGGGCUGCCGGUGCUGCUGGAGUGCAAGGUGUCCCCGGAGGGAGCCCCCGUCCGCUGGCUGAAGGACGGCGAGGCCGUGGAGCCCUCCGAGACCCUGGCCAUCCAGUCGGAGGGAUGCUUGCGGAGGUUGCACGUCCCCGCAGCCGCACUGUCGGACUCAGGGACGUACACCUGCGAUGCCGGGGACGCCGCCGCCAGCUUCAGGGUGACUGUGAUCGAGGCGCCGGUGAGGAUUGUCAGCUCCAACGAGGGUUUCCCCCACGCCUACACGGCCGGGCAGCGCGUGGAGCUGUGGUGCCAGCUGUCCCGCGCCGAGGCCCCGGUGUGCUGGUACAAGGACGGGGAGGAGGUGGAGGAGGGCGAGAGCCUGGUGCUGGAGCGCGAGGGGACACGGUGCCGGCUGGUGCUGCCCUGUGCCCGGCCGCAGGACGCGGGAGAGUUCGUCUGCGCUGCUGGGGACACUUCUGUCUCCUACCACAUCAUGGUGGCAGAGCCACGAGUCAGGAUCCUGCACCCCGCGCAGCGCUCGCUGGAGCUGCCGGUGCUGGCGCCGGGGCGCGUGGAGCUGCGCUGCGAGCUGUCCGUGCCCGCCGCCCCCGUGCGCUGGUUCAAGGACGGGCUGGAGGUGGACGAGUCCGACAACCUGCGGCUGCUGGCGGAGGGCGCCUGGCGCUGCCUCCUCAUCCCCAGGAGCAGCGCGGAGGACACGGGCGAGUACAUCUGCGAGAGUAAGGACGAGGCCGUCUCCUUCGACGUCAAGGUGUCAGAGCCCCCGGUGAUGAUCCUGCAGCCGCGGAGACCUCCCCCGGUUGUGAAGGCAUCCCCGGGGGACACGGUGACGCUGGCCUGCGAGCUGUCCCGCGCGGACGCGCCCGUGCGCUGGGCCAAGGAGGGCGUCAGGCUGGAGGCUGGGGGCAGCCUGGUGCUGGAGGAGGAGGGCGCCCACCGGCGCCUGCUCAUCCCCGCUGCUCGAGCCGAGCACUCUGGAAAAUACGUCUGCGAUGCUGGCGAUGACACGGUGACCUUCACUGUCCAAGUGUCUGACCCCCCCGUCAGGAUUCUGGAGAGGGACACGCUGCUGACCCGCCGGCGCUGCCGGGCCAUGGAGGACCUGGUGCUGGAGGUGCUCCUCUCGCACGCCCACGGGGAGGUGAAGUGGUACAAGGACGGGGAGAAGCUGCAGGACACGGGGCACGUGCGGCUGGAGGAGGACGGGGCGCGCCGCUCGCUCGUCGUCCUGGGUGCCACGGGCGGGGAUGCAGGGGAGUACCUCUGCGACACCCGAGACGACAGCAUCAUCUUCUGCGUCUCCGUGGAAGCCCCGGAGCCGCCGGUGACCAUCGUGGGGAACACGGGCACCACGGAGCACCGCUGCCUGGUGGCCGGGGAGGACCUGGUGCUGGCCUGCGAGCUGUCCCGGCCCGACGGCGCCGUGCGCUGGCUGCGGGAUGGCCGGGAGGUGCAGCUGGGGGAGCGGGUGCAGGCGGCGUCCCGCGGGGUGCUGCGGGAGCUCACGGUGCGGGCGGCACAGCCCGGGGACUCGGGGUGCUACGUCUGCGACGCUGCCAGCGACCGCAUGGUGACGAGCGUGGAGGUGGCAGCACAGCCCGUGCGCAUCGUGAACAAGGAGGAGGCGCAGAGCCCGCUGGAGGUGCUGGAGGGGGACAGCGUCACGCUGGUGGCCCGGCUGUCCCCGGAGACGGCGGCGGCGCAGUGGCAGAAGGACGGGCAGACGCUGCGCUCGGGCGGGCGGCUGCUGGUGUGCAGCGAGGGCCCCGCGCGCAGCCUCACCAUCAAGCAAGCGGAGCUGGGCGACGCUGGCGUCUUCCUCUGCGAUGCCGGCGAUGACGAGGUGAACUUCACGCUGCACGUCAAGGAGGCGCCCGUGCUGUUCGUGAACAAGCAGGAGGAGCGGGAGAAGCUGCUGGUGCUGGAGGGUGGCAGCGCCGUGCUCUCCGCCGUGGUGUCCAAGGAGCGAGCCGAUGUCACCUGGCUGGGUCCCCAGCAGCACGUGGUGGCCGGCGAGCGCUGCCAGCUGCGGCAGGACGGCCGCGUGCACAGCCUGGUCCUCUGCAACGUGGCCAAGGAGGACGCCGGCGUCUACACCUGCCUGUCCCCCCACGACCAGAUGCAGUUCGACGUCAGCGUCCGGGAGCUGCAGGUGAAGUUCCUGCGCGGCCUCUCGGACGUGCGCGCGCGGCAGGGCGAGACGGUGGUGCUGUGGUGCGAGCUGUGCAAGGCCAGGGGCGACGUGGUGUGGCUGAAGGACGGGCGGCCGCUGGAGCCCGGCGCCCGCCGGGAGGUCAGGGUGCAGGGGCGAGAGCGCUCGCUGGUGCUGAGCCGCGUGGGGCCUGAGGAUGCCGGCGAGUACUGCUGCGAGUCCAACGACGACAGGACGCUGGCCACGCUGACGGUGCAGGUGCCCAGGGUGGUGGAGAUCAUCGCGGAGCUGCACAGCCUGACGGUGCUGGAGGGGGACGACGCCACCUUCAAGUGCAUGGUGUCCCCCGAGGACGUGGCCGUGGCGUGGCAGCUGAACGGGCAGCCCGUGGUCCCCGGCGAGCGGCUGCUGGUGGCCAGGAGCGGGCUGUGCCACAGCCUCACCGUCCGGCGGUGCCAGCCGGCCGACGCGGCCACCGUGACGGCCAACGCCGAGGGGCUGCUGAGCACGGCCCGGCUGAGCGUGCAAGAGGCGCAGGUGCUGUUCGUGCGGAAGCUGCGGGACGUGGUGGCGGAGGAGGAGCAGGACGCGUGCCUGGAGGUGGAGGUGAGCCACGAGGCGGCCGAGGUGCAGUGGCUGAAGCAGGGCGUCCUCCUCCAGCCCAGCGGCAAGCACCAGCUGCAGGAGUCGGGGCGCCGGCGCACCCUCACCAUCCGCAGCGUCAGCCCCUCCGACCGCGGCACCUACCGCUGCGAGAGCCUGCACGACCGCACGCAGGCCAGGCUCAGCGUGGAGCCCCAGAAGGUGUCGAUCCGGAGGCCGCUGGCAGACGUGGAGACCUUCGAGAAGGAGACAGCCACCUUCCUCCUGGAGCUGUCCCACGCCGGCGUGCCCGGGGUGUGGGCACGGGGCGGCGUGCGGGUGAAGCCCAGCGGCACGUGCCGGAUCAGCGCCACGGGCUGCACGCACAGCCUGACGCUGGAGGGGCUCACGCUGCAGGACUCGGGCACCAUCACCUUCACCACCGACACCCUGCGCAGCAGCGCCCGCCUGCUCGUGCGGGAGCCUCCCAUCACCAUGCUGAAGCUCCCGCGGGAUCUGGGGGUCCCAGAGUCGGGGGUCGCCACCUUCGAGUGUGAACUCUCCCGCCCCACCGCCGAGGUGAAGUGGCUCAAGGACGGGAGGGAGCUGCGGCCGGGGCCCCACUGCCGCAUCUACUCGGUGGGUCGGCGCCGCCUCCUGCAGCUCGGCCGCUGCGAGCUGCCCGACGCCGGGGUCUACACCUGUGAUGCAGGCGACUGCCAGGCCUCCGCCAUGCUGCACGUCCACGAGCACCGUGUCCACGUGCUGCAGGAGCUGCAGGACGCCCGCGUGCGGGAGGGUGACAACGCCGUCUUCACGUGCGAGGUGUCCCACGGGGACGUGGCGGGCGAGUGGUUCCGCGGCGGGGAGAAGAUCAAGGUGUCCAGCACGGUGAAGAUACGGCAAGAAGGGACCCGGCACUUCUUGCUGCUCUGCGCCGUGCGCCCCGAGGACGCGGGACGCAUCCGUUUUGCGGCCAGGACGGCCGCCUCCGAGGCCAGCCUGCAGGUGGAAGCGCUGCCCAUCAGGAUCGUGAAGCCGCUGCGGGACAAGACGGUGCUGGCGCGGCACAAGGCGACGCUGGAGUGCACGGUGUCGCACGCCCGCGGCCGCGUGCGCUGGCUGCGUGGGGACACCGAGAUCUUCGCCGGGGACAAGUACGAGAUCUGCAACCUGGACUGCUACCGCACGCUCAUCAUCCACCGCGUGGGCCCCGAGGAUGAGGACUCGUACACCUGCGACGCCUUCGAUGACCGCUCCACCGCGCGGCUCCUCGUGGAGGGGAGCUAGGCGCCGGGACGCAGCACUGGGGGCUGCGUGCAGAUGGACGGACAGACGGCCGUGCUGGGAGACGGGGUCGCCUUUCCCCCGGGACGCACAGACAGACACAGGGAGACCAUCUCCGUCCUGCUCCGGCCUCACGGCUCUGCAUUAAACAGCCUUUUUUUUUUU